AUGGGAGAAACGGUCAUCCCAACGGAACUGCCCACAACUACAGUGUCCAAAACAGAGCAGGCCCCCGGGACCAAGGAGACCGCCCCACCAGAGGACCACACUCAGACGGAAAGCCCAGACGAGGACACCUCGUCAACGGCGCCAACCAAGGCGUCCAGCCCUGAGGAGACCACCAAAGCCUUGACGGCCGCCCCGGCAACAGUGCGGGUCUCCGUAACUUUCCGCAUCACUAACAUGACGUUCAGUGAGGAAUUGUCGAAUCCAAAGAGCAAGGACUACACGGACCUAAAGGAGAAGAUUGACAAAAUGUACAAAGCAGUCUAUGCCUCUUCCGCCUUCGCAGAUAGCAAAGACUACCUUGGAUUCACUAUAAUUUCCUUCAGGUAUGAAAGCGAGGCAGAAUAA
Molecule: messenger RNA, 405 nt
Organism: Anolis sagrei ordinatus
Lineage: Eukaryota; Metazoa; Chordata; Lepidosauria; Squamata; Anolidae
Source: RefSeq, a predicted model, not a curated record